Molecule: messenger RNA, 4311 nt
Organism: Wasmannia auropunctata (little fire ant)
Lineage: Eukaryota; Metazoa; Arthropoda; Insecta; Hymenoptera; Formicidae
Product: probable sodium/potassium/calcium exchanger CG1090
Exons: 9
Coding region: 426-2318 (630 amino acids)
Biological process (GO): calcium ion transmembrane transport; intracellular calcium ion homeostasis
Cellular component (GO): membrane
Molecular function (GO): calcium, potassium:sodium antiporter activity; calcium channel activity
Source: RefSeq, a predicted model, not a curated record
ACGGAGACUACAGCGGCGGCGGCGACGGCGACGGCGGCGGGUGGCUUUUCAUAUUCGAAUCGAUAAUUCGAGCGCGAUCGUGGGCAGCGUGGCGGGCAAGGGACUCCCCCAAACAAGGAAGACUUCGGACAAGUCUCGCGGACGAGCGGGACGCGGGUCCACCCUCUCCUCUUCUUCCUCCGUCUUCGCCUCCUCUUUCCGUGGGAUACGCGUUACGAAGUGAUAAGGGAAAGAAAGAGAGAGAGAGAGAGAGAGAGAGAGAGAGAGCUCGCGCGCGGCAGCAGCAGCAGGCGCAUCGUCGCCACCCUCUCGGUUUUAUUAUUGGCACCGCGCUACCUAUAUCCGGCGGCACACCGGCGGUACAACCCUCGAGUCUUCCGGCUGGAGAGCAGUGCUCGCGACACGUACGGCGGACGACGACGGCGAUGCACGGCGAUAAAGGGUCGCAGACAAUGAGAUGCAGGCCGCGUAAUCUGCAGGCGCGUCGCAGGAGGUGGCCCCUGCGACUGGGCCUCUUCCUGAUCUACGUACUCGUGCAGUACGUCUCCUCCACGAAAGUUCCUUCCACGCCGGUCGAGUCGACGACGUUGGCGACGUCGUCGUCGAGCUCCGCGCAAUGGACGUCAAUGGAACCGCCGGUCUCUUCGAUCGGCACCACCGAGAAGGAGGAGACGGUGACAGAGGCGUCGACGUCUACCACGGGGAAGCCGAGGAGGCCGGGCCGUCCACAUGCGGAGGGAUCCAAAACCGAGUCGUCGCCAAGGGGACACAAUCGAAAUGGUACCACGACUACCACGACGGUUACUCCAGUUACCCACAUGACUGCGAAACCCGCCGUACCCACGCGAAGACCGCGAAGGACCAACUGUUCGGCGCCCGCCAUAGAGCAGUUUCCGCAGCCGUUGAUGGGCCCCACGGCCAGGAAACACGGUGGGCUCAUAAUACACAUUCUGGCCGCUAUCUACACGUUCCUGGGCCUCGCGAUCGUCUGCGACGAUUACUUCGUCUCGAGCCUGGACAGGAUCUGCGAAGAACUGAGACUGUCUCCCGACGUCGCCGGUGCCACCUUCAUGGCGGCCGGCUCUUCCGCGCCCGAACUGGCGACGGUCAUCAUCGGCGUGUUCUUCGCCAAGGACGACAUCGGCGUCAGCGGCGUCAUUGGCAGCGCCGUUUUCAAUAUAAUGUUCGUUAUAUCGAUCUGCGGCCUAUGCUCCGCGACGGCCGCCAAGUUGAACUGGUGGCCUCUCUGUCGAGACUGUUUUUUCUACGCCAUCUCGAUCCUCGUGAUGCUCGGCACGAUUUACGACGACUUAAUAACCUGGAUGGAGUCUUUCUUCAUGUUAAUCAUGUAUGCGGUCUAUUGCGUGGCGCUCUCAUUCAAUGUUAAAUUGGAACGUUGGGCGAAAUCGUACAACAUUCCGUUCCUGCCGAAGGACGACGAACCCGCCGAGGAGAGCGCCCUGGUGAGCUACAGGUCCUUACAGGAGGAUCGAUUAUCCUACACCGGUCCUAACUCGCCGGUCACCGAUCAAAUGAAGAAUCAGGAAGGAAAUGGCAUUCAAGAAACGAUCGAGCAACAACAACAGCAGCAGCAGCAGCAGCAGCAACAGCAGCAGCCGCCGGCCGCAUCGAGGCAGCCCGAGUAUUACAAAGCGAAGGAGCCCAAUCCCAACGAAGUGUCGCCCCUCGUGAUGCCGACGGACGGUAGCAAGUGGACCUUGUUCACCUGGGGCCUCGUGUAUCCCAUCCACUUCAUGUGCCGGGCGACAAUGCCGGAUUGCCGGCAGGAAAAGUGGCGGAGAUGGUACCCCUUCACGUUUUGCAUAUCGAUGAUCUGGAUCAGUUUCUACAGCUACAUAAUGGUGUGGAUGAUCACGAUCAUAGGCAGUACCCUGGGCAUUCCCGACACCGUGAUGGGGUUGACUUUCGUUGCCGCUGGCGUGAGUGUGCCGGACGCCCUUUCCUCGCUGGCGGUCAUCAAGGAGGGUCUCGGCGACAUGGCGGUCAGUAAUGCUGUAGGCAGCAACGUCUUCGACAUCCUGGUAUGCCUCGGUCUUCCGUGGUUUAUACAGACCGCUAUGAUACAGCCCGGCUCGCACGUAAACGUCACGAGCAGAGGUUUGACGUAUUCCACCGUGUCCCUGCUGUCGACGGUGUUGUUCCUGGUGCUGGCGACACACCUGAACGGCUGGAAGCUGGAUCGACGAUACGGCAUGGUCCUGAUGGUCUGGUAUUUAAUAUUUAUCGUGUUCGCGUCGCUCUACGAGCUCAACGUCUUCGGCGAGAUGAAUCCGCCAGUAUGCCCUAGCACCUACUAAUGCAAAGACACCUCGUUCGUUUUCGACCUUUGCUUUGCUCAAACGCGGAACGAUCGUCCGGAGCAGGAAUUAUCGUCCCCGGCCGAUUGGCCCGCGCACGAUGACGCACGCACGGUCGUAGAUCGUCGUAAACGCUCAGCGAUCUCGUUCGAACGAUCCUUACCCCGUCUUCUUCUUCCUACUCGAUAACGAGGACAGCGAGAGACAGAGGAGCUUAGAAGGUAGCUGCAUGCUCGGAGAGAAGCGCACGAUUUUUAGCUUGCUGCGAAACUGUUGAAGCGCCCGGUCGAGAGAUUUUAGAUCAGUAAAGGACUUUGUCGUUGAGCUUUCUUUCUUUCUAGGCUGUUGUAGAGAAUCUAGACAAUAUGUGCUCGCGCGUGAGUACACAGGCAAUUGUAUCCUAUUGGUGCUAUUGAAAGUUAGGCAAAAAGAGUAUUUUGCUUGCUUCCGUUCGACCUAACGAGUCCCCGAUCGAUUUCCCACACAAUCGAGCGAAAGUACGGGAAGUUUAUGAAAUUUUUCCUAAGUAACGAAACUUUUGAACAGACAAUACGACUAUUAAUAUUAAGUCGUAAUUCGAUGGCGUAUCGGCGGUAUCGGUUCGCUAAUAUCCCGAAAAUCGUCGCAAAAUUCCAAACUUCUCCAAUCUUAACUCCUAGCCACAGACCUCGUUGUACGUCGCGCGAGUCUUGUCCGAAUCGACAUAGAAAAGAAGAUGUGAUACGUUUUAUAUCAGCCAUAUCGCGCAAAUGCCUGAGUACCAUGGAAGGGGAAUGCGUCUUGACAAUUAAUCGUUUUAUAUCCUAAUAUUAGAGUAAAAAGGAUCCAGUAGAGGUACGGCUUGUUAGAAUAGACCGUAGGAGCAUCAUAUCUGCGGCUAAAUGUUAAGACUGUUAACGGUGCUGUGCUAAAUAUCGUCGGAAGUCGAUAUCCACUUGCGGAACUGUUUAAGAACGUGAAAUAUUCGACGAAGAGCGGGCAAGAACUUUUCCCUGGGGCUACAUUGUCGCAACGUUAAGCGCGAUCCUUAUCCUAUUAUCCGAUUGUGAUUUCGGAAUAUGAUACCUACUUGUAUAUUUUUUUAAUAUAUUUUCUAUCGCGAUACGGAGCGCGACGUACUGCGUAGAAUGUGCGAUAAGAGGAGACGAGUCUUCGCGCGCUUCUUGAGAAAUCGAGGCUUGUACAGGUUCGACUAUAUAUGGUUUUCAAUUUCUGAUUGCGUUGAGAAAUGUGCUUUCGCCGCCAGCCAAGUGAACGACGAAGAGACGAGACUUCGCGAGAUCAAAGGAGGUCCCUCGUUAGCGCGAGUGUAAACGUAAAAUCACUUCUUUUUUCAAAAGAGCAGCGACAAAAAGAAAUAAAAAAAAGUAAGGGAAGGAAAAUGCCUUGAAGCGCCACGCGAAGGAUGAACGCGAACGAAUUAUUCCCGGGUGACCGAGAGAGUUAUAAAUUCGAAUUGAGAGAGAGUUAUAAAUUCGACGCGACUGCGCGCGGAAAAAUUCGCGGGAACGACGGAGCAAGCGAAAUUUGCAUUUCCGUUUCACCAAAGGAGACGGGGGAAGGAAAAGGGGGAGGGAACGGGAGAUAUUGGUUCUCCACGAGGGCGAACGAGCGCUGAAAGUGACAAUAAUUAACGCAGCCUUAUCCGAUGAAAGUAUCUACAACCAGCACUAUUAUACUGCGCGUUCCUUGAGACCGAUUCGCGAAAAGGGUCACUUAAUUGUAAAUCGGUAGACGGGCAAGAGGAACCUCCACCCAUCGGUAAAAUCGGCGCUACCUCCGCUUCCGGGAUCCUUUGAUCUUUCGAGCGCGCCGGAAUCGGGUAUCGAUGACGAGCCGCGGAAUCGCGCGAUGGAAUUCCCGCAGGAAUCACAAGAGAGAUUGCAGGGCUCAAUUGACCGAGAAACAACAAAAAAGUAAUAUAAUAAUCAAAGUUUCAACAACGGUUAUAUACGCUGGAGAUAUUAAAAAUAUUGCCUGAUAGAUAUACAUA